This is a messenger RNA of Anthostomella pinea, 1266 nucleotides long. The record is from the annotation of a GenBank genome assembly. Lineage: Eukaryota; Fungi; Ascomycota; Sordariomycetes; Xylariales; Xylariaceae.
AUGGAUCCUCUGAGUGCGCUGGCCAUCGCCGCCGCCGUGGUUCAGUUCGUUGACAUAGGAGGUCGGCUCUUGAAAAAAGCUUGGGAGUCGCACAACGGACAUGCCAGGGAAAAGACUGAGCAACAACAACUCGAAGAGGUCGAGAAGCAACUGUCAUUCUUGAUCGACGGGGUUCGGGAGGCCUCCAAGACUUUGUCGGGCUCAAUUGUGUCGAACCCAACAACCCCUAUGCAAGCACAACUGCUACGACUCCACGCGGAAUGCGUCGACAUAAGCACCGAGUUCAACGCUGCUAUCCAGCAUAUGAGAGCCCUGGCCCAGAGGCCGACUCGCAAUCGCUUCUCCUUUCGCGGCCACCAGAGCGCCGAUAAAGAUGUCCGGGAUAGAGAUGUCCGUCAUAUCCUGGAACGCCUACCCGUCUUGAGACGUGAAGUCAUCGACUGUGUUGUGCUAGGCCUCUGGGAUAAUUCCAAGGAGACACAGCAGCGGGAGCUCUGUCUCAGUCGUCAAAUGGACGCCGUCAUCGGGAUGCUUGCGCAGCUCGACGAGUCGACCAAGAGGGCAGUGCAGGGGUUCCGUGCCGAAGAAGUUGAUGGUGAUAUAUCAGGUCUCAGGCAUGAGCUCGUCGAGACGAUUUGGAGGAAGGAUUGGACGUCGGAUGCGGCCUUGACGAAUACACCUGAAGACGAUACUCCAACGAGAAUGAACACCGAUGUGGUUGCCCAUGCCAUAUCUCGUGACGUGGGAUUCGAAACAGCAUGUUUACGCGAAGCCGCCAUUGCUCAGAACUUCAUCGGAACCUAUUCGUGGAUUUUCCAAGCCGAACCUAAAUGGCAAAACAACAAGUCGGCGUGGGACAGCUUUCCGAAAUGGCUAGAAGACGGCUCAGAACCAUUUUACUGGAUUACAGCAAAGCCGGGCUCCGGGAAGUCGACUCUGAUGAAGUUUGUGCUGCAGCACAAGUUCCUACGUGAGGGUCUUUCACGUUGGGCUGGUUCAUUGCCCUUCCUCGUUUGCAAAUACUAUGCCUGGCACCCCGGUCAAAGCCUGCAAAAAUCAAUUGAAGGCUUAAAAAGGACCGUAUUAGCACAGGCUCUGCUUCUCUUCCCCGAGUUGGCUCGCAUAGUCACCCCUAGACGCUGGGCCUUAUUCCAGGUGUUGAGAAAAGACCCAGUCUUCCCGCCAUGGGACACCUGGGAACUUCAGGAGUCAUUUGAUGCCCUCCUCUCCCAGUGCGGAAAACCCAUCAAACUUCUGCUUGCAUAG